AUGGGCUCUUCCCAAGUUAAACAUUUACUGACCGAAGACGUAUUGGAAGAUUAUACGUCUUUAACAUAUUUGAAUAAAGGAGAAAUAUACCACUUAUUGAAGAAAUUUCAUUCCAUUGAUCCUGAAAAAGUAAACAACAACUUCUCGCAUAGAUUCACCAAGCACGAGAUCGUAAAUAAAUUUGAAGUAUUGAAAAACAAUCCCUUCCAAGAUCGAAUUUUCCGUGUGUUUUCAUCCCAAAAUGAUGGAUGUUUCUCUUUCGAGGAUUUACUGGAUCUGUGCUCCGCGAUGAGUUCCGAGUGCCCUUGCGACGUCAAAGCGGCUUGGGCAUUUAGAAUAUAUGACAUCGAUGAGGACAAUCAAAUCACAGCAAAAGAUAUAAGCCACAUUCUGGACAGAUUGACUUGGGACCCCCACAACCGGAACCAUUGUUUUGAUAAUCAGUCCAAGUUGAAAAUUGCAAACAUCAUAUUGGAAGAAAUAAAACUGGAUCACUCUGGCGGAAUCGGUUUUUCAGAGUUUCAAUUUAUUAUAUCAAGAAUACCGGAAUUCAUGUCAUCAUUUUAUUUUCGCUUGUAG
This is a messenger RNA of Zerene cesonia (dogface butterfly), 579 nucleotides long. RefSeq names its product calcium and integrin-binding family member 2-like. Gene Ontology annotation, molecular function: calcium ion binding. The coding region runs from base 1 to 579 and encodes 192 amino acids. Lineage: Eukaryota; Metazoa; Arthropoda; Insecta; Lepidoptera; Pieridae. The record is from RefSeq and is a predicted model, not a curated record. The transcript has 5 exons.